Molecule: messenger RNA, 1212 nt
Organism: Closterium sp. NIES-65
Lineage: Eukaryota; Viridiplantae; Streptophyta; Zygnematophyceae; Desmidiales; Closteriaceae
Source: the annotation of a GenBank genome assembly
AUGCCCUUAACCUCUGUAGGCGAGUGGAGGGCAGCGACUCCUGUUGGUGGCCCACCUGUGUGUCAUUUCAUUUCAUCCCUUUGUGCUCGCCGAAGGGAGGCCUCAUCUCGCUCAUCCGCCGUUGAUGCUCCUGUCCCCCCCCGGUGCUUUCUCUCCAUUGCUCUCUCCUCUUUCUCCCUGUCCCCCAACUGCCAGCGGUGUUUCUCGAGGACUGCGAGAAGGCAUGGGGAAAGACGCUCCCAGGCUGGGCCCAGUGUUUCUCGAGGACUGUCAGAAGUGGUGUUCCUCAAGGACUGCCAGCCAGAAGGCAUGGGGAAAGACGCUCCCAGGCUGGACCGUGGCGGCGUUUCUCGAGGACUGUCAGAAGGCAUGGGGGAAGACUCUCGCAGUCUGGACCGUGGGAUUUACUCUCGAUUUCUCUCUCCUUCGCUUCCCUCCUGUCCCCCAACUGCCAGCGGUGUGUCUCAAGGACUGCGAGAAGGCAUGGGGAAAGACGCUCCCAGGCUGGGCCGUGGGUGCUACCUGUGGCAAUGUUGGAGUCACAUGCGACGCUUCAGGCAUGAUUCCCCCUGUCCCCCAACCCAACUGCCAGCGGUGUUUCUCGAGGACUGUCAGAAGGCGUGGGGGAAAGAUGCUCCCAGGCUGGGCCGUGGGUGCUACCUAUCCCUCUCUCUCCCUCUCUCUCUCUCUCUCUCUCUCUCUCUCUCUCUCUCUCUCUCUCUCUCUCUCUCUCUCUCUCUCUCUCUCUCUCUCUCUCUCUCUCUCUCUCUCUCUCUCUCUCUCUCUCUCUCUCUCUCUCUCUCUCUCUCUCUCUCUUAUUCUCUCUCCUCUCCUGUCCCCCAACUGCCAGCGGUGUUUCUCGAGGACUGUCAGAAGGCAUGGGGGAAGGCGCUCCCAGGCUGGGCCAGGGGUGCUUAUUGUGACGAGAUUAGCGGAGUCAGCUGCGACAGUGCAGGCAUGAUCACAGUGAUAUCUCUGAAGAACCAAACUCUCAAUGGGUCUAUUCCUGACAGCAUCUCCUCUCUCACUUCACUAUCUGACCUAACUCUUACAAACAACAAUUUGAUUGGCUCCAUCCCCAACAGCAUCUCUGGGCUUUCUCAGCUCACCUUCCUGUAUGAACCACCUCGUUUCAGCCUGGUGAUCAGCACGAACAUGACCAAAGAUGGCAUGAAGCCUAAAACCCUCGAGAGAAUAUUCGCAGCCACAUAA